GAGCACAGGACAGGGGGACGGGUUUGUGGUGAGCACAGGACAUAAAGCUGGAAGUUGACAGCGCGGAGUGAUUUGGGAGGUGCUCUGCAUCAACAAAGUGCCUUCGGGAUCAGAAUAAAGUUCAUUACACCUGAAAUAUGAGGGAUGAUACAGCUCGAGUAAAUAUCAAGGUUCUCACAUUUAUUUCGUACCGCGCUGACGUCACUGGAAACCAAUGGCUGCCUGGGGGGCUAGAAAACCAUGUAAACGUGUAAAACGCUACGGUGUACUUUGUAAAAUGGUAAAGUAAUGUAAUGUACAUCGCACGCCGUGUGUAUUACAUUAUUUAUGGUAAAAUAAACAGCGUGUACGUUCCGAGCACUGUUAAAUGCUUCUUGUCCCUCCGGCUGCCGUAGUCGGUGUAAACACGGUAGUACUGAUGGCCGCUGCGGAGUCUCAGCCGAGGUUCGGACAGUCUGUGAAAGGUUUAUUAUCCGAUAAAGUGGGUUCCUGUAGCGGAGAUGUGAUAGCACUGACCCGGCAAGUCCUGAAGGGAUCACGGAACCAGGAGUUGCUUGGUCAAGCAGCCAGGAAUAUGGUUAUUCAAGAAGAUGCCAUCCUGCACUCUGAGGAUAGUCUGAGGAAAAUGUCCAUCAUCACCACUCAUUUGCAGUAUCAACAAGAGGCCAUCCAAAAGAACGUCGAACACUCCAAAAACCUUCAGGACCAGCUGAGACACCUGCUGAAGUGAACGUCACGAGGCGGCGACUGAGUCCAGCGCCUUGGAUCUUGUCUUUGUAUUUGAGCCAACACUCGUUUUGUCCAGGGAGUUUUCUGAACUUCUGAUGUCCAUUUUUUUUCUUCCGUAGAAUUUUGUUCAACUUGUUUUGAAUCCUUGUUGUGUUUGUGUUGUGCUGGUGUUGUGUGUUGUGCUUGCGUUUUGAGUAAAUCUACAGUUUUGUGAGUAACCUAACUUCAUUUGGGUGAUGGAAAUAUGUUACUCUUUGAUAAUAAAAUACAAACGAA
Lampris incognitus (smalleye Pacific opah) is the source of this 1005-nucleotide messenger RNA. RefSeq names its product BLOC-1 related complex subunit 7 (gene borcs7). The record is from RefSeq and is a predicted model, not a curated record. The transcript is spliced from 5 exons. The coding region runs from base 368 to 730 and encodes 120 amino acids. Gene Ontology annotation, cellular component: BORC complex. Lineage: Eukaryota; Metazoa; Chordata; Actinopteri; Lampriformes; Lampridae.